Molecule: messenger RNA, 4987 nt
Organism: Octodon degus (degu)
Lineage: Eukaryota; Metazoa; Chordata; Mammalia; Rodentia; Octodontidae
Gene: Sod3
Product: superoxide dismutase 3
Exons: 2
Coding region: 154-879 (241 amino acids)
Biological process (GO): removal of superoxide radicals
Molecular function (GO): copper ion binding; superoxide dismutase activity
Source: RefSeq, a predicted model, not a curated record
UCAGCUCACAAACAACCCAGCCCAGGAGGCAGCCCGAAUUCCUGAAGUUGCCAGAGGUGCUUCUCCCACUGCAGGAGGAAAGGUCUCCUGGACGGCCUGGCCAGGUGCUCUGCUUGUUCCCACAGGGGCAACCCUUAGGCGCAGACCCCGACCAUGCGGGCCUUACUGUGUGGCUGCCUGCUUCUGGCAGCAGGCCUGGCACAUGCCCUGAACAGCACGGACCCGGAGGAGCCCAGCCCCAAUGUGUUGGAGCAGAUCCGUGACAUGCAUGCCAAGGUGAUGGACAUCUGGAAGGAGCUGGUGCCACGGCAGCAGGCGACCGGAGAGCUACACGCAGUGUGUCGCGUGCAGCCGUCCUCCAAGCUGGGCACCGGGCAGCCCCGGGUCACUGGCCUGGUCCUCUUUCGGCAGUCCGCUCCUGAGGCCAGGCUUGAGGCCAUCUUCGACCUGGAGGGCUUCCCCGAGGACGCCACCGGCUCCCGACGUGCCAUCCAUGUGCACCGCUUCGGCGACCUGAGCCAGGGCUGUGACUCCACAGGACCACACUACAACCCAUGGUCCACGCCGCACCCGCAACAUCCUGGCGACUUCGGCAACUUUGUGGUGCGCCCUGGAGGCCGCCUUUGGAAGUACCAGGCCGGGCUCCCCGCUUCCCUCGCAGGCCCACAUUCCAUCGUGGGCCGUGCCCUGGUAGUCCACGCCGGAGAAGAUGACAUGGGCUGCGGCGACAACCCGGCCAGCUUGGAGAACGGCAACGCAGGGCCCAGGCUGGCCUGCUGCGUGGUGGGCUUGGGCAGCACAGAGGCAUGGGCGAGCGGGGCGCGGGAGCUGGAGGAGCACAGGAAGAGGCGACGCAACAGUGACUGCAAGACUGCCUGAGCACCCUGGAUGCCACCUGCCUUGGAGCCCACCGUCCCUCCUAGGACACCCUGCAUGCCCCCACGCACCCAAGCCCUAACCCUGCCACACACCUGUGCACCAAGACCCACCCUGCCUGGACUUCCCUGUGUGCCUGUGAGCCCCGUGUACCUGAGAGCUCCAGGCCCAGAAGCCCUCCAUACACCCAGAGAGCCCUCUCAGCCCCCCACAUUCCAUGCACUUGGAGAUCCCACCCAGUCAGGACACCCCUUUGAAUCCUGAGAGUCCUCCUUGCCGGGACAACCAUUUCCCUGUACCCCAGGGGUCCUCUGCUGGGACACAUCAGUGUACUCUAAAGGCCCUUCCUACUGUGACACCCGCUCCCGCUUACUUGCAGACCCUCAGCAGACCACCGCCCUCCUGUACAUCCUUGUGCACCCCAAGACCCCAUCCUGCAAGGAUACCCUUGUGCCCUGGAACACCCAUUUACUUCAAGGGACUCUCCAUGCCCAGAGCACCCCAGUGCGCCCCAGGUAUCCUCCCCACCUAGAUUUCCUCCCUUACCUCUACACAGGAGAUACUCCCUCUAUGCCAGAGGCACUCCCACCAGAACUCCAGGAGCCAUGUGUGCAGAGAAAAUUCUCUGUCCCUAGGCCCUCUCUGCCUUGGAGCCUCUCUACCUUUGCAACCACACACACCCUUCAGCCUGAGGUCUUCUCCUCCUAGGCCAAGUUGCUUCCCUCUUCCACUCCAAGGGCCACCCAUAGGCUCUAAGCCCCAGUUCCAGUAACACUCAGGCCCCUGCCCAGACAUGCCUAAAUCCAGCACCUCUAUAGCUUUCUGCUGCUGAGAUCCCUUCCCUCCCUGAGCCCCAGCCCCCAGAGCCCCCACUUAUGACCCCUGAGACACCCCUUACCUGGAGGAAGGCCUCUUCCCUUUAGACUCCUCCUUGGCACUGGGAGACCCCACCCACUGAGAGUGCAACGGAAGUAACCCUCACCCCUACCCCCAGCCGACCGCUGUUAUCCCAUCGCCAGUGCCCUAGGGAGAGCUGCUUCUAAGAGGGAUGCUUGCCAGCCUCUGUUGCUCAGUAAAGAUGCAGCAAUUCAGCCCAGCACCGAGGCCUUCCUUGGUUACUUUGUUUGCUUCUUCCCUUCCAACCAACAAACUUCCCUUCCUCCUUUUAUUUUUAUUUAUUUAUUCAUUUAUUUUGAGAUGGUGAAAAGAAUUUCUAAACCUUUUCAGCACUUACUCCCUGUCUCUAACCCUGCCAGAAGCACAUUCAGUCACUGAUUGUUGUACCUGUGGGAAUCACCACAGUUAGAUAAGUCUAGGAAGUCUGAGUGUGUGUGUGUGUAUGUGUGUGUGUGUGUGUACACACGUGCAUGCAUGCGUGAGCUCCUUAUAUAUUAUAUUAUAUAUGUCUCGGGGUUGUGGAAUCCCAUUUGGAGCCAGUACUGGGGUUAGUGCGUCUAUCACAGAGCCCCUGGCCUGGGAGGAAUGAGGCAUCUGGCAUGCAUGCCAGCCUGGGCCAAUUACAUCCUUCACAGGCAGCCUUUGGUCCGUCAUUUUCCGGGUCUAAUAAGACAGCAGCAGUGAAGCCACAUGCCUGGCAGGUCACAGGGGUUGGAGGUGGGCAGCUGGAGUUGCCAGCAGUCUUGACACUCUUCCAGGGUGAGAUGUGGCAAAGGCAAGCGGAAGCCGGGCAGGGUGAGUUUGAUUGGGCCUUGGUGGGAGUUUCAAGUCCCUCUAGAAGGAUUAUCAUCUGCACAUAGUCUAGAACGGCCUUUGCUCACCAGACGGAAGUACCUGUGAUAACUCUACCUCCCGGAUGGGUCACAACUCAGCUCUACCUCCCCUCACCCCGAGGCAGCUCCCAUUUCUCCUGGGCUCAUCAGGCAGUGAGUUAAACUGAACCACAGCCAAAAACCCAUCCCCAGUGGUUAUUUUUACCUCAAACUAGGACUAACUUGUUAUUUUAAAGUCUUUCUUGAACUCAAGUGACAACUAGAGAGAACGGCUGUUGCCUUUGCUCCGCCAACUGGUCCUUACUGGUGUGAAAUAUUCACUGGAAACCCACAGCUCGGCACUAAAGCGAAUCUGCAAACAGAGCCUCUGAAUAUUCUGAUCUCAAAUGGACGUGCUCGCCUGUCUCUAUCAGAAAAGAGGCAGCAGUUACAGAGGUACACAUGGCCGAGAGGAAUCCGAUUCCCCCCGGAGUAUGGUUGCUGCAGGCCCACCAAGGGCUUCAGUGGCAUUUCCAAGGGGCUGGUCCUGCUCCUCUCUUCCUUCUUUCCUGUUUCCCUCCUCACUGCACUUGACCCUGGGCACAGCCAAGGAGACACCCUAGCUGACUCAUUGCACUGCUGUGCUGCCUGUUAAUGGGAAUGGGAUUGGCGAACUAUCCGUGGGGCCCCAGGGAUUAGAAACAAAGAGGAAAUAAGAGUGCAAUAGCACAAAUUGUAGCUCACUGGAAGGACAGAGCACAGCAUGUAGGAAGUGAGAUGGAAACCAUGAUGAAUGUUUAAAUAAGGAAAAUGGUUACAGUAGAAGAUACUGUUAUUAAUUGACCUUGAGAAUGCUCCGCUUGCUCCAAAGCCACUCAUCCUGUCAUUCUUGAUGAACUCUUUCUUGUCUUUAGUUGUAAUGCCUGGCUACCUCCAGGUUCUGAAUUGACUCAACAUGUUUACCUCUCAUGGUCUUUUGACUUUGGAGAAAGGCCAGAAGUCGCACAGUUCCAGCGCCAAUGAGCAAGGUGGAUGAGGACACAGUGUCAUAUCUUUCUAUGACAGAAGUGACGUGUAUAGGAAAUGGCCUGAGAAAAGAGUAAAAAGGCUUCAUCCUCCAUUGUGACAGUACUCUGUGUCACACAUCAUAUCUAGUAAGGCAAUAAAAGCAGUAGUGUGUCUUCAUUCACCUUAUUCACCAGAUCUGGUACCACGUGACUUCUGUCCCUCCCCCAAAGUCAGAAGGAGCAGUGAAAGGUAAACAUCCGACUGAUUCAGGACACCAGGGAGCAGGACAGUGCAACUGAAGACACUCACGAAAGAGGACUUCCAGAACUGCUUCAGAAAGUGACAAGGACAAUGGGACUGGAGUAUUUGCAGAGAGGCAGCGUAUUCCAAGGGAGAUUAAUGGCAAUGCAUUUCCUACUGUAAUUUUUAAAAAUACAAACAUUCAUUGUAUAUUUUGAUCACACCUCAGAGUAUUACAUUUGGAACCCAGGUCUGAACCCUGAUUCUGCUGCACUUCCACAGUGUAUAAUCUACAGAAGUCAUUUAACUUCUCAGAGCCUGGGUUUUCUUUCCUGUAUGAUAAACUAGUAUACUGGAUUAUUCCGUAAGUCUGCUUCCUGAGUGGUACAUAGCUUAACGCUAAUAAGGAUCGAGAUAAUAACAGCGGCUAAAGUCAGAAAAAAUCUCUCCCUCCCAACAGACCAGGCUACCAUGUGAGGAAGCAAGAGCCAUGCAACUGGAAGGAGUCCAGUGAAGGAAAGGGCACUGUCGCGGGGGUUCUAAGAAGAAUCUCUGCCACCCCUGGGAAGCUGGAUGAGAGAAACCCUGCCAUUGCAGCUCUUGGGGGGAGGGGCCGAAGAGAAGCCAGCGAAGGCUGUGAGCCAGAAAGCAGACAUCUGGAUCCUGGCGCAGAACCAUACUGCGCCACGCAGCCCACCCACUGGACCCGACUUGGCCCCCAGAGUCUAUUUUUGCCCUUCUCAUCCUCUAGAUCUAUUUUGUUAAUCUCCUUAUAUUUGCUGUUUGGACUUCCCAGCCAGCUUGCUAAUCAGUUUGCCCAUUUGACUCAUAGGGUUUGCAUUUGUCACUGGGACCUAAACACACGCUUGUUUUGAUUUCUUUUCGUAAAAUUAGAAGCGUUUGAUGUAAUGACUCUACCUAGACACAGCUGGUAAAGUGAGAAUAAUGUUCAAGUUUGCAUAGUUUAAACACAAUGUAGACAAUAAUUAGAAAUACUAUCUUUAGAUGUUUAGGAUAAGCUUUUUCUCAGAAUUGCAGUGAUUUUUUUUUUUUCCUGAGUGGGGCUUUUUAGUGCAUAUACACAGAAAUACUAAAAAUGUGAAAAAAAAAUAGAGCAAAUCAGUGAGUGCUUUGGUCAACUUGAAAGACUGCAG